Molecule: messenger RNA, 1068 nt
Organism: Nothoprocta perdicaria
Lineage: Eukaryota; Metazoa; Chordata; Aves; Tinamiformes; Tinamidae
Gene: NT5C1A
Product: 5'-nucleotidase, cytosolic IA
Exons: 6
Coding region: 4-1068 (354 amino acids)
Biological process (GO): nucleotide metabolic process; adenosine metabolic process
Cellular component (GO): cytosol; cytoplasm
Molecular function (GO): magnesium ion binding; 5'-nucleotidase activity; nucleotide binding
Source: RefSeq, a predicted model, not a curated record
GCGAUGGAGCCGCCGGGCCCCGCGGCGGAGCAGCGGCCCUGGGAAGAGGCCAAGGUUUUCUACGACAACCUCGCCCCCAAGAAGAAGCCCAAAUCGCCGAAGCCCGAGAACGCCAUCACCAUCGCGGUGUCGUCGCGGGCGCUUUUCCGCAUGGAGGAGGAGCAGAAGAUCUACGAGGAGCAGGGCGUGGAGGCCUACGUGAGGUACCAGCUGGAGCACGAGAACGAGCCCUUCCUCCCCGGCGCCGCCUUCCCCUUCGUCAAGGCGCUGGAGGCCGUGAACACACAGCUGCGCGAGCUCUACCCCGACAGCGAGGAGCUCUUUGACAUCGUCCUCAUGACCAACAACCAUGCCCAGGUUGGGGUUCGCUUGAUCAACAGCAUCAACCACUAUGAUCUGUUCAUCGAGAGGUUCUGCAUGACGGGAGGGAACAGCCCCAUCUGUUACCUCAAGGCCUACCACACCAACCUCUACCUCUCCUCUGAUGCUGAGAAAGUGAGUGGGGCCAUUGAAGAGGGGAUCGCUGCGGCCACCAUCUUCAGCCCCAGUAAGGACCUGGAGGUGUCGGACAGCCAGCUGCGGGUGGCGUUCGAUGGCGACGCCGUGCUCUUCUCGGAUGAAUCGGAGCAAAUCGUGAAGGCUCACGGCCUGGACAUGUUCUUUGAGCAUGAAAAGGCUCAUGAGAACAAGCCUCUGGCCCAGGGACCCCUGAAGGGCUUCCUGGAGGCCCUGGGGAAGCUGCAGAAGAAGUUCUACUCCAAGGGCUUGAGGAUGGAGUGUCCUAUUCGCACCUACCUGGUCACUGCCAGGAGCGCGGCGAGCUCGGGAGCCCGAGCCCUAAAGACUCUCCGCAGCUGGGGCUUGGAGACGGACGAGGCUUUAUUCCUGGCCGGCGCUCCCAAGGGCCCGCUCCUGAGGAAGAUCCGCCCGCACAUCUUCUUCGACGACCAGAUGUUCCACGUGGAGGGAGCCAAGGCCAUGGGCACCGUGGCCGCCCACGUGCCCUACGGCGUGGCGCAGAAGCACAAGCGGGCGGCGCGGGAGAAGCCAACCCCCAACAGCAAGUAG